AUGGCCCGGGCCCGCGGCCAGGCCCCGGGGAGCAGCGGGCGGCGGCGGCCGCGGCGGGGCGGCGCGGGAACCGGACCCCGGGGGGAGUCGGCCGGGCUGCUGCUGCUGCUGCUCCAGGUGCUGCCGCCCGGGGCUGCGGCAGGGCCGGGGCGCCGGGGCACGCGGGGCGCUGGCGGCGGCGGCGUCUGCUGGCCCGCCGCUGCCCCUGCCUUUCCCCGGGACGCGCGGCUGCUGCUGCUCCUGCCGCCUCUGCCACCGCUGUCGCCGCCGCCGCCGCCGAGCUCCGCGCCCGCAGCCUCCGCCUCCCGGAUGGACGCUCUGCCCCGCGGCGGGCUGAACCUGAAGGAGGAGCCGCUGCUGCCCGCCGGCCUGGGCUCGGUGCGCUCCUGGAUGCAGGGCGCAGGCAUCCUGGACGCCAGCACCGCGGCGCAGAGUGGUGUGGGCCUGGCACGUGCACAUUUUGAGAAGCAGCCUCCCUCCAACCUCAGGAAAUCCAACUUCUUCCACUUCGUGUUGGCCAUGUACGACCGGCAAGGGCAGCCUGUGGAGGUGGAGCGCACGGCCUUCAUCGACUUCGUGGAAAAGGACCGAGAGCCUGGGGCUGAAAAGACGAACAAUGGGAUCCAUUACCGCCUCAGGCUGGUGUACAACAAUGGACUUCGGACAGAGCAAGACCUCUAUGUACGUCUCAUUGACUCCAUGUCCAAGCAGGCCAUCAUCUAUGAGGGGCAGGACAAGAACCCCGAAAUGUGCCGAGUGCUGCUCACCCACGAGAUCAUGUGCAGUCGCUGCUGUGACCGGAAGAGCUGUGGCAACCGGAAUGAGACGCCCUCAGACCCCGUCAUUAUCGACAGGUUCUUCCUCAAGUUCUUCCUCAAAUGCAACCAGAACUGCCUGAAGAAUGCGGGGAAUCCCCGAGACAUGCGCCGCUUCCAGGUGGUGGUGUCCACGACGGUGAGCGUGGACGGACAUGUGCUGGCCGUGUCCGACAACAUGUUUGUGCACAACAACUCCAAGCAUGGCCGCAGGGCUCGCCGCCUAGACCCCUCCGAAGCUGCUACCCCCUGCAUCAAGGCCAUCAGCCCCGGGGAGGGCUGGACCACGGGCGGCGCCACCGUCAUUGUCAUCGGCGACAACUUCUUCGACGGGUUACAGGUCGUGUUCGGAAACGUGCUCGUGUGGAGCGAGCUCAUCACGCCCCACGCCAUCCGGGUGCAGACGCCCCCGCGGCACAUCCCGGGGGUGGUGGAGGUGACCCUCUCCUACAAGUCCAAGCAAUUUUGCAAGGGAGCCCCUGGCCGCUUUGUCUACACAGCCCUGAAUGAGCCCACCAUUGACUACGGAUUCCAGAGGCUACAGAAAGUCAUUCCCAGACACCCCGGGGACCCCGAGAGGCUGCCCAAGGAAGUGCUGCUGAAGCGGGCGGCCGACUUGGCGGAGGCCCUGUACGGAGUGCCCAGCAGUAACCAGGAGGUCCUCCUGAAGCGCGCGGCGGACGUGGCCGAGGCUCUGUACAGCGCCCCCCGCGCGCCCGCGUCGCUCGGACCCCUGGCCCCGAGCCAUGCGCACCCCGCCGUCGUGGGCAUCAACGCCUUCAGCAGCCCUCUGGCCAUCGCCGUCGGGGACGCCACGCCGGGGCCCGAGCCGGGCUACGCGCGCAGCUGCAGCAGCGCGUCCCCCCGCGGGUUCGCGCCCAGCCCCGGCUCGCAGCAGAGCAGCUACGGCGGCGGCCUCGGCGCUGGCCUCGGCGGCUACGGCGCGCCGGGAGUGGCCGGCCUCGGCGUGCCGGGCUCCCCGAGCUUCCUCAACGGCUCCACGGCCACCUCGCCCUUCGCUAUCAUGCCCUCUAGCCCCCCGCUGGCGGCUGCCUCCUCCAUGUCCCUGCCCGCCGCCGCACCCACCACCAGCGUCUUCUCCUUCUCGCCUGUCAACAUGAUCUCUGCCGUCAAACAGAGGAGCGCGUUCGCUCCUGUGCUGCGCCCACCCAGCUCCCCGCCCCAGGCCUGCCCCAGAGCCCACGGAGAGGGGCUUCCAGACCAGCCUUUUGAGGAUUCUGACAAAUUCCACUCUCCAGCCCGGGGGCUUCAGGGCCUGGCAUACUCCUAACUACGGUCUGCAGGUAUUGCCCCCGCUGAGCCUGGCCUGGAGGUGACGGCACCCAUGCCCUGGAUGACGGCACAGACAGAUGCA
Cynocephalus volans (Philippine flying lemur) is the source of this 2190-nucleotide messenger RNA. RefSeq names its product EBF family member 4 (gene EBF4). The coding region runs from base 1 to 2106 and encodes 701 amino acids. Gene Ontology annotation, biological process: regulation of transcription by RNA polymerase II. Lineage: Eukaryota; Metazoa; Chordata; Mammalia; Dermoptera; Cynocephalidae. The transcript has 18 exons. Gene Ontology annotation, molecular function: RNA polymerase II cis-regulatory region sequence-specific DNA binding; DNA-binding transcription factor activity, RNA polymerase II-specific. The record is from RefSeq and is a predicted model, not a curated record.